Molecule: messenger RNA, 1108 nt
Organism: Charadrius vociferus (killdeer)
Lineage: Eukaryota; Metazoa; Chordata; Aves; Charadriiformes; Charadriidae
Gene: HNRNPDL
Product: heterogeneous nuclear ribonucleoprotein D-like
Exons: 7
Coding region: 1-813 (270 amino acids)
Biological process (GO): regulation of gene expression
Cellular component (GO): nucleoplasm
Molecular function (GO): poly(A) binding; poly(G) binding
Source: RefSeq, a predicted model, not a curated record
AUGUUUAUUGGGGGCCUAAGCUGGGACACCAGCAAGAAAGACUUGACAGAGUAUCUCUCUCGGUUUGGCGAGGUUGUGGAUUGUACGAUUAAAACAGAUCCAGUCACUGGGAGGUCGAGGGGGUUUGGGUUCGUGCUCUUCAAGGAUGCUGCCAGUGUGGAGAAGGUGUUGGAACUAAAGGAACACAAACUGGAUGGGAAGUUAAUAGAUCCUAAAAGGGCAAAAGCCCUAAAAGGGAAGGAGCCACCAAAAAAAGUAUUUGUUGGUGGGCUGAGUCCAGAUACAUCUGAAGAACAGAUUAAGGAGUACUUUGGCGCUUUUGGCGAGAUUGAAAACAUUGAGCUUCCCAUGGACACAAAGACGAAUGAAAGGAGGGGCUUCUGUUUUAUCACAUACACAGAUGAAGAGCCAGUAAAGAAAUUGCUAGAAAGCAGAUACCAUCAGAUUGGUUCAGGCAAGUGUGAGAUCAAAGUAGCACAGCCCAAAGAGGUAUACAGGCAACAGCAGCAACAGCAGAAAGGAGGAAAAAGCAAUGCAGCUGGUGGACGAGGAGGUGGAAGGGGACGUGGACGAGGUCAGGGACAAAACUGGAAUCAAGGAUUUAAUAACUAUUAUGAUCAAGGAUAUGGAAACUACAAUAGUGCUUAUAGUGAUCAAAGCUACAGUGGCUAUGGAGGAUAUGACUACUCUGGGUACAACUAUCCCAAUUAUGGAUAUGGGCCGGGAUACACAGAUUACAGUGGUCAACAAAGCACAUAUGGAAAGGCAUCCCGUGGUGGCGGCAAUCACCAAAACAACUACCAGCCGUAUUAAAGCAUUACCUAGUACUUGAGGAAACAGGUAGAGAUACUGCAACAAAGCCAUCUUGCAGCGCAUCGUGAGUGAAUGGCGGGUGGUCUUCAUGAGAGAAAAUUACUAUUUUGUAAAAGACUCUUAGUGUACGACACAACUGUGUCCAACUGUACAUAGCGGCUGACUAGUUUCUUUUAUGGUUUUUACUUUCUUUUUGCCAUUCAUCUUAUGACACAAUGUGGACUUGUGUUUAUACAAACUUUAUUUGUAUAAUUUCAUGUUAAAGGAUUCUCUAAUAAAUGCUUACCUUAAGUGA